GUGUCCUGCCCCGCGCCGCCACUGCCGCCGGAGAUGGAGGUCCAAAGUGUCGCUGUGGUCUCGGCCGCACAUAUCCCGGAGGUGCAACAGGUUGAAACGAGUGCCGCGAAUAUGUCUAGAGAAGUGCAUACGAUUGAUAUGUACUCUGUCGAUGGUUUCGAACCAGUAGCCGAAGUUCAGAGAAUAGAGUUGGAGUACAAUAGAGCCGUGAAGGCGGAGAUCCAGGACGUAGAAAUACGAGCGCAUGCGGCCCAAGGACCCGCGUUAGUGGAAGUCAAGGUCGACACUCAUAGUGAAGAGGGCCAGGUGCAACGAUUGUCGGUGAGAGCGCCGUUUCGACGGGAGGUCCAACGGCUCAUCAUGGCGCCUCUACUAGGAGACAACCGUGAUCCUUCAUAUGCUGCAUUUUACGAGGUCCAGCAGCUCGACGUGACGGGACGCGGCAAUUUCACAUUAACAUUAAACGGGCGCACGACGCGACCUUUAAAUGAUGAUAUUAGUACAGUAUUGUUAUCCCGAGUGCUGCACCAGGACCUGGGGCGGAACGUCCUCGUGGACGAACGCGCACCCAGAACAAUGUGGCUCUCGUUCAACGAGACCGAGGGGAAUACCGGCGAGAUCCUAACGACUGGAUCAGCGACAAUCACGACCAUAGAACAGGGCGCCGUGCAAGAGGUCCAAGUGGUUACGGUGUCUGGUGCAUCCGGAGGUACAUUUAGGUUAGUGCACGCCAACACGGCGUCGGAACCCAUCCCGCACGAUGCCUCUCCCACAGAUUUGGAGGUGGCCAUCGGCAAGUUA
Pelagomonas calceolata is the source of this 801-nucleotide messenger RNA. The record is from the annotation of a GenBank genome assembly. Lineage: Eukaryota; Pelagophyceae; Pelagomonadales; Pelagomonadaceae.